This is a messenger RNA of Stomoxys calcitrans (stable fly), 2182 nucleotides long. RefSeq names its product GATA zinc finger domain-containing protein 11. NCBI's taxonomy places the organism in Eukaryota, Metazoa, Arthropoda, Insecta, Diptera, Muscidae. The transcript has 3 exons. The record is from RefSeq and is a predicted model, not a curated record. Bases 1151 to 2182 code for a protein of 343 amino acids.
AUUAAUCCUGUUUAUUGAAAUUGUCAUAUCCACCACUAAGCGAAAAUCUGCACUCUAAUGCACAGACAAACUAUCUCGAGCACAGCAAAGACGCCACAACACCUCACCACCAACCACCCCUUUUGCAACAACCACCCUCUGUGUGGUGAUUUCGAACAUGUUGAACGUAGGCCUCGCUCUUACAUUUCACACUCUUCGCCACCCAUUCUACGGGCCAAGUGAGUGAGCCUGUGUUUAAGGACUCUCGCACGCUCUGUCCUAUUCGCUCUCUGUGGCUUGGUGUCUGAGUGUGUGUGAUAAGUGAAACAAGUGCGUAAAUUUGUAAUGUUUAUAACACUCUCCUCGUCGUCAUCGCCAUCGCCAUCGCCAUUGCCAUCAUCGUCGUGGUAGUCGCACUCGUCGGCAUAGAGUAUAAGUUCGAGGCGAGCAUUAUUGUAUUGCUGGAGCAAGCGAAGCGAACCAACAGUUGAAAACCACUUUGUUAUUCAUCAGUAGAAGGGAGUGGGGAAACAAAUAUCAAAUAAACAAAGGAACCCUUGGUCCCAAAGUCAAACAAUAUAAAUGUCGAUUUGAAGUCAAUAACAAAGCAAGCCAAUUAAAUUGAAAAUAAGCAAAAACAAAAAAGAAACGCAAAAAUGUUAACCUUAGUCAACUGAAACAACGAAAGCAAUACCUAAACCUGUGAAAUAAUUUACAAAAGCAUCCUUUUGCGAUUUAAGAAGAUAAACGGAAAUAAACUCUCAAUACUUCCCACUUUCUUUCUGUUCUCGUUUACACAAAGAAUCUAACCUUCUGCUGUCGCAAGCUACAUGCAUGCAGCAAAACUUUACAACAUUUCAAUGAAAUCAUCUGCCAAUGUUCUCCAACGCCACUCCAUGCCACCGCAGGGCAGAGAGUCUUAGGAACAGCAACAAAGUAUGACAGAAUCCUUUAAAGGAUACGAAGAAAGAAAACCUCAAACUGAACACCAAAAAGGUUGUAAUUCUAUUGAUACCCCCUCCGGUCAGGCGGCGCACAGCGCAUCUUGGUUCGCAUAUUCAUUGUGUGAACUGUGGAAAAGGAGACCAGCAGAGUAAGGCAGCAUCAAGGAGACAUUGAAGGAAAGAAAAGGAUAAAGCGAAACCGAACAAAAAGGGUCAACACCACAAAAAUGUCUGUGGAGUGCAUAGCGGCUACAAGUAAAAUAGUGUUAGCCAAGAAUUCUGCGGCAUCCGCAUACACGCCUCCACCUCCAGUUAGUGCCACCUUCGCAGCUUCCACAUCCACAUACCCCACGGCCUCCGCAGCUAGCCACCAGCAACAGCAACAGCAUCACCAGCAGCAACAUCAACGUCCACACCAACCACACGAGACAAACUUCAUUGUUAGCCAAAGUGGUCGACGUGGAGCACAAAAUGCAAAACGUCAACAACAGCAUCAACAACAGCCACCGGCCGCCCAGUAUCAACAAGAUUUACAGCCGGAGCAACAUCCGAAAAGCCAGCAAUUACAGCAAACCGCCACCAUAUACAUUGUCAACAAAUCCGCUGAUUUAUACCAUCCCCGUCGCCUAGGUGUCCAAAACGAGGGCGUUGUAGACACCAACAACAAAAGCAGCAACGGCAACAGCAACAGCAAAGGAAUCAACAACGGCCGCACAACAAAUGGUGGCCCUGUGGUUAAUGACGGCAUUAAUAAAAACUCCUCGCAUCAAUCUUUGGCCAACGAUUUACCACCACCACCGCCACUGGCUGCCUUUUCGCUGCCUUGCCCCAAAGCCAAUGACAGUGUUACGUUAGUCAGUGACGAGGAUGAAGUCGAGCUAUGUGAGCGUUUGGAAUGGUCGGCGGCGCAGUCAUUGGUAGAGAUGACUUCGAAGGACAAGCAUCGCCGCAAUAGCAACAGCAGCAUUAACAGCAAUAAUAGCAGCACUGGCAGUGGCAGCAACAACAACAACAACAACAGCCAUCAACAGUCAAUCACUAUCAACCGAAGAUAUUCAGCAUCAGCCGGUAGCAAUAACAGCUACAGCAGUCACUACAAAAUCGCCGAUGAUUCAAUUUACUUUGUUAAAAUACCCAUGGAAAUAAGUAUGGUUUUUAUUGACGCAUCCCCCGCCAAGACCAAUGGUAGCUACCCCUACCAUGCCUCCCAUCCCAUGCCAUGUCAUCCCAGCGCAUCUAUCCAUCCAUCCCCAGCUUAA